Theobroma cacao (cacao) is the source of this 1414-nucleotide messenger RNA. RefSeq names its product cysteine synthase-like. The record is from RefSeq and is a predicted model, not a curated record. Gene Ontology annotation, molecular function: cysteine synthase activity. Lineage: Eukaryota; Viridiplantae; Streptophyta; Magnoliopsida; Malvales; Malvaceae.
UAACCAAAAAGAGCCAUUUUCCAAAAUUGGUUGCAUUUAACUUCACAGUGAAUUGAUCCUUAAAACAGGUUAGAUUCAAAAACACUCCAUUCCCUAUCUCAUCUAUAUCGCUUGGACGCUUUCUCAGCAGCUGAUUCUGACACUAACGACACUCCGUUUUGUUAUUGGAUGAAAACUUUGAAUUCAUUGAACAUAUUUUUUAUGUAAUUAUUUUGACUUCUAUUCCCUACAUAGAACCCAUUUGAGUCUACGUUCUACAGCGACGGAGUCAAUUGUCAAAGUUAUCUGGAAGAUGGCGCAUGAGAGUGUUGGGAUUGCCAAAGAUGUCACUGAAUUGAUUGGUAAAACUCCAUUGGUAUAUCUGAACAAUGUGGUGGAUGGUUGUGUUGCUCGCAUUGCUGCUAAGCUUGAGAUAAUGGAACCCUGUUCUAGUGUCAAAGACAGGAUUGGUUAUGCCAUGAUCACUGAUGCUGAGGCAAAGGGCCUUAUUACCCCGGGACAGAGUGUCCUCAUUGAACCUACAAGUGGAAACACUGGGAUAGGGCUAGCAUUUAUGGCUGCUGCCAAGAGAUACAGGCUUAUCAUUACAAUGCCUGCUUCAAUGAGUCUUGAGAGAAGGAUCAUUCUCCGAGCAUUUGGGGCUGAGUUGGUUCUCACGGAUCCUGCUAAGGGCAUGAAAGGUGCUGUGCAGAAGGCAGAGGAGAUAUUGGCUAAGACACCUAAUGCCUACAUGCUCCAGCAGUUUGAAAACCCUGCCAACCCAAAGAUACACUAUGAGACUACUGGACCAGAGAUAUGGAAAGGUUCGGGAGGUAAAAUUGAUGCACUUGUUUCUGGCAUAGGUACUGGUGGUACCAUAACAGGGGCAGGCAAAUAUCUGAAAGAGCAGAACCCCAACAUAAAACUUUAUGGUAUUGAACCGGUUGAAAGUCCUGUUCUCUCUGGAGGAAAGCCUGGCCCGCAUAAGAUCCAAGGAAUAGGUGCUGGUUUCGUACCUGGUGUUUUGGAAGUCAAUAUCAUUGAUGAAGUCGUUCAAAUAUCAAGUGCUGAAGCUAUUGAAACUGCAAAGCUUCUUGCACUGAAGGAAGGUUUACUUGUGGGAAUAUCAUCGGGCGCCGCCACCGCAGCUGCAAUUAAAAUAGCAAAGAGACCCGAGAAUGCUGGAAAACUUAUUGUUGCGAUAUUUCCGAGCUUUGGGGAAAGGUAUUUGUCCUCGGUGCUGUUUGAAUCUGUAAGAGAGGAGGCAGAGAGCAUGACUUUUGAGCCAUGAGACUAUCUGCUAGUGUUCUCGACAAAGACUAGGAAUUUUGAUGUUGUAACAAGGAUUUGAGACCCAUUGCAACAUUAAACUUCUCUUAUGGAUUGUGCUGCAAAUAAGUAUUCAGCAAGUUUAUUCGAGUUCUUGUUCACCCCA